ACCCAAGAAGUAGAAACAAAGCCUGAAACUCAUUUGCACAGAAGAAUGUACAUCUUGGUGAUAUUUGCUUUCCUAGGAGAAAUUUCAGGUGAAACUUACUUUUAUUGUCAAGAAAAAGGAAAUCUUACACUUUCAUGUAGUAAAUCAGCUGCAAAUGACAGUAAGAAAAGAGUCUGGUAUGUAGCUGAAAAUUCUCUGGAAACAUUCUGUUUAAUCAACUGUUCUUCUGAGAUCACAGCUGAAUAUAGUUCAGAAGAUACACGACGCUAUUGGGACCUGAAGUGUGUCUCAGAUCAACUGUCAUUUUUUUCCUUGCAAAGAGGAGGAGUAUUUGCCUGUGGAGCGAUUCUAGAUGAGAAAGAAUCAAAGACUCGCCCACUUUUUAGCAACGUGACCCACUGCCGACAUUACAACUUUUUUAUGGUAGUCAUAAUUAACCAAACAGCAGAAAACAAUGUCUUUGUGAAUAGUACUGCAAAAUUAGAGACUGAUCUUACAAUAGAAGAAGGGAAGAACAUCACACUCUCUUGUGGAUUUCAGAUGAGAAAGCCAGAACAAGUGUUUGUCAUGUAUUGGAUCAAAUCUACUGACAGAAGUGAAUGCCUGUUUUCUGUUUCUUAUACUCCUCCUUUGUCUUAUAAUACACACUGCUGUGUUGAUGAGAAGAUCAAGAACCGGGUACUGAACAAUACAGUUUUAGAUGAAAAACACGUGGUAAAUAAUCUGACCAUCUUGAACGUUACUUAUUCUGAUAAUGGGACAUAUUUAUGUGUUGUAAAUGCCUGGUCACAAGGUAAACAUGUAUGGAGGACUGCAAGUAAAGUGUAUCUACAAGGGAGAAAAACACCUACCCCAUCCUCUUAUUACAUGCCAGUGUAUGCUACAACUGGGGUGAUAGUAGGGAUUAUUUUUGUCAUUGGAUUAGCCUGUUUGAUCUCUAAGAAGAAAAUCAAAUUACAAGGCACACCAUCUGCACACCAUGCCAGAGAUCAGGGUGCUAGUGAAGUGCCAGGAGAUGAAUGUUCCCCCUAUGCAAUGAGUUGCAGUAAUGACAUGCAAUGCAAUGAAAUGCCUUAUUCACUUGUAACAAGUUCAUUUGAGGGGCCAAAUGGAGCCUCCACUAUGACAAAUAGCAGCACAGCUUCUGACACAGUGCCAGCCAAUGAAAUACACACUGUCUAUGCACUGGCGAAUAAAUAGCUAUUCAAAUAUGUCAGGACCUCUAAGUGAGAGUAGUAUUUUGACAAAUGAAAUUGCAGAUAGAAUACUCCUAUGACUAAUGAAGGCUGAAUAGGGGCUGUACAUAUGUGCAUUAAUUAACAACUUCGUUCUCUGAGGACUAACCAUCUACAAUCCUCUGACUACUACACACAACUCCAAAUAUGCUUCACAGCUAUGCAGAAGAACUUCAGAGAAAAUUAGAAAUCAUCUACUUCACCUAAUCUACUCCAAAAGAGACCAACUCCGGAAGGAAAUCACCAUAUACUACAACAGCUUAAAAGACAGAAAUGGAAUCAUCUUCCCUAAUAAUAUACAAUGGAUACAAAGAGAUUACGCAACACGUUGUGCAACAUUCAUCCCACAUAUAAAGAAGAAAUGGAACAAAUUACUCCAAGAACAAGUUCCCCAGCCACAAAACAACCAUCAGAGGAACAACACCAACACCUUACAACAUCCCAACC
Alligator sinensis (Chinese alligator) is the source of this 1682-nucleotide messenger RNA. RefSeq lists its product as uncharacterized. The transcript has 8 exons. The coding region runs from base 46 to 1200 and encodes 384 amino acids. The record is from RefSeq and is a predicted model, not a curated record. NCBI's taxonomy places the organism in Eukaryota, Metazoa, Chordata, Crocodylia, Alligatoridae. Gene Ontology annotation, biological process: response to bacterium.